This is a messenger RNA of Pygocentrus nattereri (red-bellied piranha), 1487 nucleotides long. Its product is annotated as retinol dehydrogenase 7-like. Lineage: Eukaryota; Metazoa; Chordata; Actinopteri; Characiformes; Serrasalmidae. Gene Ontology annotation, molecular function: oxidoreductase activity. The record is from RefSeq and is a predicted model, not a curated record. Bases 230 to 1189 code for a protein of 319 amino acids. The transcript has 6 exons.
AAUGUUUCAGAGCCUCUAGAGAAGAACGAACCGUGUGGAGUGGCACGGACGCUCUGGGACGCAGGACAGUAUAAAAACUCGGUUUAGCCUGAACUCACAGUGCGAGACUUUCCCCGCAGCACGAAGACAUCACAGAUGACAUUGUAAUCUGUGGUGAGAGAAGAGAGCAGGUGGAAGAGAAUCUGGAGAGGUGGAGGUUUGCACUGGAGAGGAGAGGAAUGAAGCAACCAUGUGGAUGUACAUAGCGGCUCUGGUUGUCCUGUACUAUGUGGUGCGUUGGUACCGUGAGCUGGAGAGAGUUCCAGACAGAGGCAGCAAGUAUGUGUACAUCACUGGCUGCGACUCCGGCUUUGGAAACCUUCUAGCACGCCAUCUGGACAAGUGUGGCUUUUGUGUUGUGGCGGCAUGCUUCACAGAGAAGGGUGAAGAGGAGCUGAAAAAAUCCUGCUCUAACAGACUAUCAACGGUCCAUCUGGACGUCACGAAGACUGAAAGUGUUGACAAGGCUGUGGCCUUCAUCAAGAAUCUGGUGGGGCAGAAAGGUCUGUGGGCAGUGGUCAACAAUGCGGGUGUUUCUGUGCCAGCGGGUUGCUGCGAUUGGAUGACCGUGCAGGACUAUAAAUCCAUGAUGGAAGUCAACCUGGACGGUGUCAUUAGAGUGACCCUGAGCGUCCUCCCACUCAUUAAAAAGGCAAGGGGUCGUGUGGUGAACGUGGCCAGUGUAUUCGGAAGGAUCAGUGCAUCCGGGGGACCAUACUGUGUGUCCAAAUAUGCUGUGGAAGGAUUCACAGACAGCUUGAGGAGAUGCUUGCACCCAUUUGGAGUGAAAGUCCUGUGUAUUGAACCAGGAUUCUUCAAGACUAGUGUGACGGACACAAACCUUAUAAUUAGCUCCAUUAAAAAGCUUUGGGAGAAAUUACCAAAAGAAACCAAGGAGGAGUACGGAGAUGAUUACAUAAGCAAAGUGGAGAAGCUGAUGGAAGAGAAGUUCUCUAAGAUGCCGGACAGCGACUUGAUGAAGGUGGUGAGCUGUAUGGAGCACGCCGUCUCGGCUGUGCACACUCGCACCCGUUAUUCUCCAGGCUGGGAUGCCAAAUUCUUCUGGCUGCCACUCUCUUACGCUCCCACCUGGUUCUCCGACUACCUGCUGCUCAAAGACAUCGUCAAACCUGCCAAAAGUGUUAUCUAGGUGCCACUUGACUGGCUGCCUUCGUGGAGUAAGAGAUUUAUACAGUGCAGUUUGUAAAUGAACAGCUCUUGUUGUUUCACUCUGUUGCAAACCACAAGUGGCUGCGUUUCUAGGAAUCAUUAUUAAAAAAGGCAGAACAUCCAGGAACAGAGGCAAAAUGAUGAAAGUCCUAUAUGGUUCACUUUGAAUGAAAUGGUCUGUACAUUAACCUUUUAUUUACCACUUGUAUUCAACUAAAACAAUUGUUACAUAAUUAUGCAUAACAAUGUAUUAAAAAAAAAUAAAAUAUAUAUAUAUA